GUUCUAGCGAUAACGUGUCUCCUGGUGCUGACAGACAUGAAACCUCCCAGGUACAGACUAAACCCUGCUCUGAUCUCCAUGCAGAGAAGAAAACACCUGUUACUUAUAAACACGUUCCUGACUUCCCCGAUAAAGAGGUUCGCCUGCAGGACAGCUCGCAGGCAGAAAGCGUACAGGCCAGCCAGGAAAGCCUGUCCUGUGGGAUCGUGGGCUCUGCCCCUGAGGAGAAGAGACCCCAAACCUCCAGAAGCUUGAUGAAGCUGAGGAGACGGAUGAAGGCUUUGGCAUCGGAGGGAAGGGAACCAGUGCGUGACGUGCGUCUAAUCAACACUGAUGAGACAGUGAAAAAUCAAACUGCCAGCACAGAGGAGCUUCGGUCACCAGUCUUCAGGCGAAGCAGUCUCCCCAGUACUGAUGAAAACGCUCAGAGAGCAUCCAGACCGGCACUUGAGCAGAGAGAGGAAAACGGUUUCACUCCUCCCGAGGCAGCAUUAGGAGCUGUGCAAGACGUGCCUGAAGACCACGUUGCUCCAGGAGGGCCUGGGCUGUCCCUGCCUGCACCGAGGGACAGCGGUGACGUCUGGCAGACCCGGCCCCCAGGGGCUGUGGCCGUGUCUGACGGCCACAGACCUGUACAGCUGUGUUCAGAGAACAAUGACGCAGUUCCGCUUGACACCAGUGGUAAUGGAGGAGAAGAAUCCUCAAGUAUAAUUAAACAAAUGGACAGUGAGAGCCUGUGUGGAGAACAGGAAGAAUUACAUAGGCUCUUCAAUUUCACGUCAGAAAAUGAAGCGUUGCCUGCUGAUGAAAAUAGCGCUGUGGCUAAUGAGAGCAAAAGCCGUGAAGGAAACGAGAGUGACGUUAACAGCUUAAAUCCCUUUCCUACAGAUCUUGCUCUGCGCAAUGUUAAAGAACUGUUGGACAAUCAAAGGGCUGAAAUUCAGUCAAGACUUCCUUCUCCAGAGAAGGUGACAGCUCCUGAAAGUGCCCUGAGCUCUUGCACGGUGGUUGAAGGGCUUCUCUUUCCAGUUGAAUACUACGUCAGGACAACUCGACGCAUGUCUAACUGCCAGAGGAAGGUGGACCUCGAUGCUGUAAUUCUCAGCCAGCUGGGCAAAAGUAAGAAGAGUCAGCGAACUAAGUGCAAGCAGAAAGAUGCAAAUUCAGAUCUUCCCUCCCAAGAAAGAGUUGAAAGUGAUUUGGAGUCGGGGAUCAUGCAGUUCCCUUUCCUUGGUGCAGAAAAUGAUCCAGCAAAUUUGAGUAGUCCUCAGAAAUCUCUUCCCACGUCCAGCAGUAGCAGCGCUUCCCUUGGAUCGAUUUCUCAGAACAGUGUCACGAGCACAAGGCGAGAGCAGAGACGAUCACUGAGGAAACAAAAGGGGAGAAGAAAGUCUGGCUGCAAACCCCUUGUGUGUCAAGGGUCACAGGAACUUACAGAGGGUUUGGAUCUCGUAAUGCUGAGGGAGAGCAGUAGUGUGCUGUCAAAUGAGUGUCAGAGUGAAACGGAAAACUGUGAGGCUAAUCUUGGAAAAUCUGCUUCAGAUGAGAGAAAGCUGUCUGCUGCUGCUGUGCUCAGGUCUGGAGAGCCACAAGUGACCGUACAGCCAUCGGGAGCUGAUCCUCCUCCUGGAGGGAGCCCAGGGCUUGGCGAUUGCCGUCAGACCCUGUCAGAACAGGGUCAAAAUCCACUUCAGAACUGUGAUUCUCUGAACCUAGGGGAUGAAAGUUUUGCCAGCCUUAUGGGAGAACUGGAAGCCAACUUAGCUGUGUGCCAGGCUGAUAAACACCCAGCGGAGCACCUUAAGGAUCAGCGCGUACAAGGAGCCUGCAGGGCGGAGCAGCUCCUGGCGAUUGGUGUCCCCCUGCGCCGCUCCCUGCGUUCCUCUGUGAGGCAGAGAGCUGCUCAGGUCCCAGCAGGUACUUCUGCAAAGAGGAGCACAGCUAAAACUGCAGCCUGAGAGCAAGGCAGGGGAGCAGCAGCAGGCACUGCUGUUCACGCCCUGCCUGCCAUGGACUCCAAUCCUUGUGACCCUCUCUUCUCCUUCCGCAGCCCCCGGUGGCUGGUCUCCAGGCUGGGCAUCAGAGACUUUCACUUACCGGAUGAAGACUUCGGACUACUAAAACAGGAGAAAUUAGAAUCUUCCUCUGUGAAUGACUUGGAGAUUUUUGUUCCCAGUGUGUUUGCAGGUGGUGCGGCUUUGGAGGACAAGCAAGAUGCAGAUGUGGAUCCAGAAGAAAAAAGUCUUAGAAGUAAUUUGGUUCUGCCUUUCGAAAACAGAUUGCCCGAGCUACCUGACGCAGAAAGGCCAGCGUCCAAGAAGGAGCUUUCCACCCAUGAGCUGCUCUUUACUCCCGUGGGGACUGUCUUAGCUGGUGCUCCCAGUCAGCACCAGUCGCAGAUUUUCUCAUCAGUUUUCCCAGUUGUAGGUGCAACCCCGGCUGUUUUACCACCGGUACACAGCGAGGUCUUCCCCAACACGCCUUUAGUCCCUCCCUCGCAUGCGGGGGUGCGCUCCUCCGAAGGGGUGUCUGCCCAGGGUGUGGGUGAUGGGGAGGGCAAAGACCCCGCUGUUGCGCGGCACUUGGACAGCUGUGGCACAGGAUCUGCUAAAAAAGAGGAGGAGCAAGGUGCAGCAUUUCCUUCAGAAACUGAAAGAGGUCCUGAUAAUAAAUCCAGCGAGGCUGUGGCCUUGGAGAAGUGUCGGCAGGCAGAGAGCAAACAGCAGAGAUCCUGCAGAGCAUCUCCUGAGCAGAGAACAGCUGUAGCAGAACAGUGGACUCCAGUGCCGCUUGAUGGCCCGACAGCAGAGAGCUUGCAGCUCGUGUCAAAGCUAAAGGACUCUUCGAGUUCCUGCGCCGUGGAUGUGAGCACCAUGUGGUGGGAAGCAGGUGGCUGCCGGGAGCUCUGCGUGGUGACUGCCUGCGAGAGUUCUGUCUCCCUGUGGAAACCUCUGGCGUCUGGCAGCUGGCACAAGGUCUAUACUUGGCAGAUCAGAGAGAUUCCUGUCAUACAGAUCGUUCCUCUGCCAGACACCGGUAAUCUCGUGUGUAUCGCACUGGGAGAUUUGGAGAUUGCAGAAAUAAGGCUCCUGCUUUGUUCUUCUGAGAAUGACUCAUUCAAGCAAUCGCUCGUGAAAACUGGAGCUAUAAAAGCUGUUCUGGGGCUGAAGGGCAGGAGGCUGGUCAGCAGCAGCAGGACUGGGCAGGAGCAGCAAGUGGAUAUAGUGUGGCUGUCAGAGACGGGGAGGAGCAAGGAUGGACAGACUUUGAUGCCCCCCGAAGAAACGGUUCUAGCUUUUGCUGAAGUAGAAGGAAUGAGGGAUGCCUUGGUCGGCACCACCACCGUGAAUGACAUCGUUGUCUGGAAUCUGGGAACAGGCCAGCUCCUGAAGAAGAUGCACGUUGGUUAUUCCUACCCAGCUUCCGUCUGCCAUCGGGCAUAUUCCGACUCUGGCCUUCUCUUUGUUGUUUUAAGUCACCCACACGCCAAAGAGAGUGAGUCCUGUGGAAACCCCGUGUUCCGUGUCAUCGCCUUCAACCCCAGAACCGCCCGGAGCGCAGCGGUGGUGUUCUCCUCCCUCCCCCCCGGGCACUCUGGAAGGCAAGUACUGGGGAAAAUCCAGAUGUGCCAGCAUCACGCCUCCUUCGUGGAGCUUUUCGGGGAGAAUCCGUGCAAUGAGCGGAGCGGUGCCGCUG
Molecule: messenger RNA, 3696 nt
Organism: Apaloderma vittatum (bar-tailed trogon)
Lineage: Eukaryota; Metazoa; Chordata; Aves; Trogoniformes; Trogonidae
Gene: PALB2
Product: partner and localizer of BRCA2
Exons: 9
Biological process (GO): double-strand break repair via homologous recombination
Cellular component (GO): nucleoplasm
Molecular function (GO): protein binding; DNA binding
Source: RefSeq, a predicted model, not a curated record